UCCAAAGCUUUAAAAUGUUUUGCAUUGUGUUUGUGAAAAACGUUUCCUGCUUUUUGUCUCUGGACAUUUGCAAGUUGCCGUUAUGUCUAACCUUCCAUGUUAAUAACUUUAAACACUUCUCCUCCAGAUGCUCCAAAGCUUCCCUCUGUGUCAGUGAGUCCUUCUGCUGAGAUAGAGGAGGGCAGUUCAGUGACUCUGACCUGUAGCAGUGAUGCUAACCCAGCAGCUACAUACACCUGGUACAAGAAGAAUGGAAAAGCAAACAUUCCUCUUCUCAGUGAAGGAACACAAUUUGUCUUCAGCUCCAUCCAGUCCUCUGACUCUGGAGAGUAUUUCUGUAGAGCUGAGAACAAGCUGGGGAGGAGGCCAUCUGCAAACACCUUUAUUGACGUAAAAUAUGCUCCGAGGAUUCCUUCCUUGUCAACACUCUCUGGUGAGAUAGAGGAGGGCAGUUCAGUGACUCUGACCUGUAGCAGUGAUGCUAACCCAGCAGCUAACUACACCUGGUACAAGGAGAAUGAAGACCCUCCAAAAGCUUCAGGACAGAUCUUCAACAUCACUGACUUCAGAGCUGAACACAGUGGGAGUUAUUUCUGUGAAGCCCAGAACAAGUUAGGACGUAGCAACUCCACCUUACAUCUGACUGUUGUGGCAGGUACGUUUUAUGCGUUCAUCUACUACCACACACACUUAUCAGCUUGUUUGUUUUCAGUCACAUUGUCUUGUGCCCCUAGGGAUCACUGUUUCUCAGGAUCAUGGAAGCUACUACCAGCUGCUGUAACAAUCUCUGUUGUUCUCCUGGCUGUCAUUUAUCUCUCUGUCUUCCUGUGGAUCAGAAGAAAGAAGGCUUCCAGGGAUUUGUCUGAGAUUGAAGAGAGAGCGGACAAUGGGGAAGAGUGUGUACCUGAUCAGCCGGAGCAGCAGGAGGACCUUCAGUAUUCCAGCGUUCACUUCUCCAACAACCGGGCAGACCCUCUUUACUCCAACAUGAGAGCAGCUCAGCCCCUCAGACACACGGAGCAACAGGAAGUCCCGGAGUACGCUGCCGUCAAGUUCAGCAGUGCUGCCCCGAGGACCAGAGGUCAGGACUCUGAAGAGUAUUCAUGUGCAUUGUACAGCACGGUCAACAAAUCCCACUGAACACAGCAGGCGUUGCUUUUGAAGGAUGAUACUUCAGUUUUUUACAAUCACAUUUCUAUGUACACAGGGUAAUAUGGAUUUUUUAAAUACAUUUCUCAGGGUGGACCUUUCCAAGAAUGAGGCGAUGAGUUCUCAGCCUAGUUUUUAUUAAUCUGAAUGGCUUAACUGUAAAGAUUGUAUUAAGUGUUUCAAAACUUAAAGGUGGGGUAGGUAAUUUAGGAGAAACCAGCUCGAGUGCGCUCUGUUAGUACACA
Molecule: messenger RNA, 1394 nt
Organism: Trematomus bernacchii (emerald rockcod)
Lineage: Eukaryota; Metazoa; Chordata; Actinopteri; Perciformes; Nototheniidae
Product: carcinoembryonic antigen-related cell adhesion molecule 1-like
Exons: 7
Coding region: 97-1140 (347 amino acids)
Source: RefSeq, a predicted model, not a curated record